Molecule: messenger RNA, 3951 nt
Organism: Naegleria gruberi
Lineage: Eukaryota; Heterolobosea; Eutetramitea; Acrasida; Naegleriidae
Exons: 8
Coding region: 1-3951 (1316 amino acids)
Biological process (GO): proteolysis
Molecular function (GO): metallocarboxypeptidase activity; zinc ion binding
Source: RefSeq, a predicted model, not a curated record
AUGAGUGUACCAAGGUAUCGCCCAGCAGGAGGUAGUCUCACUUCGAGGUUAAAUCCCUCGUUCUUUGCCCUUGCUGACAGAUACCCAAGUAGUGCGGAGGAGGAAGAUGAAGCAAAUGAAGAUGAAAUUGAGGAAGAGGAGUUUGCUUUUGCUUUGCCAAAGACUGGUACUGAUUUUUUGUUAGGACCUAAUCCUGUACAUCUUAAUUCAUUGUCAGCAAUACCUGAACCGGUAUACAAUGUUGACCCAACAACAGCUAGUAGGAUGAUGUUACAGGAUUCAGCUAGGUUAACAGGAAAAAGACCUUAUCAUAAAGUUGUAUAUGAUUGUUUUGGAGUUGGUCAUGGAGACGAACAUUUUGAUGAGGAAUCAUUAUUUCGAUUUCUAGAAACAAAUCCAAUACCUUUAAAUUUAGGAACAAAUUGUCAGAGACAAAAUCUGCCAAAAGUGACUAGCAUGGUUAAUUCCGAUUCUUUAUUAUUCGAGUCUAGGUUUGAGAGUGGAAACCUUAGAAGAGCUGUUCAAAUUUACGAUUAUGAAUAUGAUUUAAUUUUAAAAUUUGAUGUUGAAACAAAUGGACAUACUCAAUGGUUCUAUUUCUCAAUUCAAAAUGCAAAAAGAGGAAGAAAGUACAAAUUUAAUAUUGUAAAUUAUUUGAAACAAGAUAGUUUAUAUAAUCAUGGCAUGCUGCCAUUAUUUUAUUCAACCAAUGAUGCUUUAACAAAAGGGCAAGGUUGGAUCAGGUCCGGAACAGAUGUUUGUUAUUAUAGGAAUAACAUCAAACGAAAAGGAGGAUCUUACUACACUCUUACAUUUACCUUUGAGGUUGCACAUGAUAAUGAUGUUUGCUAUUUUGCCUAUUCAUACCCUUACACAUACACAAAUUUACAAAAUUAUUUAAAUAAUUUGGAAAAAGACAAAGUGAGGAGUCAAUAUUUAAGAAGAAGAGUUCUAUGUAAUGAUCUUGCUGGAAAUUCAUGUGAUGCAUUAACCAUAACUUCUUUUGCUGGAGAUCCUUCUGCUCUCAAAACGAGAAAAGGAAUUGUUUUAACGGCAAGAGUACACCCUGGAGAAUCCAACUCGAGUUGGAUUAUUAAGGGAGUCAUCGACUUUUUAACUGGUUCGAGUAUUGAAUCGAAAGUAUUACGAGAAAAUUUCAUUUUCAAAAUAGUUCCAAUGUUGAAUCCAGAUGGAGUCAUAAAUGGAAACUAUAGAUGUGCUCUUUCAGGAUCUGAUUUGAAUAGAAAAUGGCAUAAUCCAAACAUCAAAACUCAUCCAACAAUUUUCCACACAAAAAAGAUGGUUUUACAAUUCCAAAAAGAACGAGAAGUAGUUUUAUUUUGUGAUUUUCACGGACAUAGUAGGAAGAAGAACAUGUUCAUGUAUGGAUGUACUGUUUCGAAAUAUGGUGUGGAGAGAUUACUACCCAAAAUUUUCCCAAGACUUCUAUGGAAGAUUUCACCUCACUUUUCAUUUAAGGAUUGUCAUUUCGGCAAACAAAAAGGAAAGGAUACAACCGCAAGAGUUGUGAUGCAUAAGAGUGGAGUGAAGAAUGCAUUUACAUUGGAGGCAUCAUUCUGUGGACCAGACACUGGAAUACACAUGGGAAGACAAUUCACUUGUAAACAUUUCGAGCAGAUGGGCCACUACUUUUGCCAGGGUAUACUUGAGUUUUGUAAUCCAGAACAAACUCAAGUCAAUCUAAUUAUCAAAGAAUUAGAUUUAUUAUUUCCAGAAAAAUACAAAGAUGAAGAUUCCACAAGAGACAAAUAUUCCAGCUCAGAAGAGGAUGAUGAUGAGCCAGUUCCACCUCCUCAGCUCAUUGAGAAACUUUCCCAAAUCCCUACCCCUAGAGUGUUAUCCUCAAGGAGAGGAUCUAAUGCUUCCGAAUACUCUCAAUCAGUGUACAGUUAUUCCUCGGUUGGCCGAAGUAGCCAACACUCUAGUACCACUUCAAUUAACUACUCCAAACCAACAAUAACAGUUCCAGUAAUUAUUCCACCAAAAUUGAAUCAUUCCAAUCCUCAAUCAGCUCCUCCAUCAGCUAUCUCAGUAGGUAAUACUCCAAGGACAGCUAGUUCUGCCAAAGUAAUUCAUCCAACACCACCACCAGUGCCACCCAAAGAUUCUGAUAAGAGACCAAACCUCCUUAAGAGAAGUCAAUCCUUUUCUAAUAAUAAUCAGCUUCCAAAAUCAAAUAAGAAUGAGAAACCAGUUGAAAAACAGAAAAAAGUGACAAAGACAGUUGUGCAAGCAAAGAAAAAACGAAUUGUCAGACCAAAUAAUACAGCUCGCUCAAUGUACAAACCAAGACCUUACACGCCUCCAGCUAUUGAUAUCAAUCCAUUUUCCUACGAUACUGACAAGAUAAUUCAAUCCUUCAAGACGACUGACAACACAAAUUAUGAUCCAAUCAUGGAGCUCAUUGAAAAAGUGGAAUCCAUUAAAAAUCUAAGAAAGGAACGAGCUAUUGAAAAUUUGAAACAAGCAAAAUUGAAACCAAUGCAAGCCAAACCUUUCAACAAAUUUGCAGCCUCUCCCUCUCUCAAACCCUCAGAUAAUUUAUUCUCAAUUACGAAUUCCACAACAAUUAGCACGACUUCAACCAAUAGCAGCCAGCUCUUUCCUAGUAUUGCUUUUAGCAAACUCUUGAAAGGAUUUGCUUCUCAACAAGUUAGAAACAAGACAAUUAACUUGAAUUAUAGAGGAAAAGCAACUAUUCGUGAUGGAUUGAGUGGUUCCACCACUGAAGUCGGUACCCCAGUCAAUGAUUCCAUGUCUGUCUCUGUUUGGAGCAAGGGUUUCACAAGAUGUUUGCAAAUUAAUCGUCCACGUGAAUCUAACAGAAUUACUUCUGAAGUCGCUAGGGAUUUAUUGCAUCAAUUUAAGGUUAUGGAUACCAACCCAAUUAUUAAUCUUAUUACUUUGUCUGGAAUUGGAAAUGGUUUUUUGAGUGCUGGAUAUGAUUUUAGAGAACUUCAAAAUUUGAUGGAUAAGGGUGAUUAUGAAACUGUUUACUCAUUGGUCAGAGAUACUCACAAACUUGCAUACUAUGCUGCUAACUGUGAAACUCCAACAAUGAGUGUUAUUAAUGGUCUUAUGCUCGGUCCUGGUACAUCUUUGGGUACUUCUGCAAACUAUGUUAUUGCCACUCCUGGUUCUCUCUUCUCUGCUGCUGACUCUGCAUAUGGUUACUUCCCAGAUUGUGGUGUUACCAUGUUGCUUUCACGAGUAAAUCAAAAGCAUGAAGGUCUCGGAACUUUCCUCGGUCUGACAGGUGCUCAAGUCAAAUCAAGUGAUUUGGUUAAUUGUGGAAUUGCCACUUCAUUCGGUAUGGAAAGCAUGUCUCAAUACAUUGCUGAACGUCUUCUUGAAGUUCAAACCGGAGCUAACCAAGAUGAUAUUCAUAACUGCAUUGUGGAAUCUACUGAAUCUGAUGUUCCUGCUUUGUCUUUCGCUUUUGAAUUAUAUAAGAUUAAGGAACACUUCUCAAAUAAGAAAUCUGUCGAAGAAAUUAUACAAUCACUCAAAAAUACUAUUACUGAUUCUACAAAGACAAAACCUGAAAGAGAUUGGGCUGCUAAUAUUUUGGAAAAUAUGAAUCAAUUAUCACCAUUGAGUCUGAAGGUUACUUUCAGAGCUAUUCAAGAAUGUGACCAAGGAUUAGGUUUGGAUGAAACUUAUCAAAGAGAUUAUCGUAUUGCUUCUCGAUUGAUCAAAUCUAAGGAUUUUAAACAAGGUGUUAAUUCUGUUUUGACUGGAAUUGAACCUGUUUGGGAAUUUGAAUCAGUUGAAAAAGUUCCUGAUAGUGUUGUUGAUUCCCUCUUUACUCCAUUGAGUUUCGAAAAGGAUGUUGAUUGCGAACUCCAAUUACCUGAAGAAGUUUUCCUGGAAGAUCAAAUUCUUUUCCAAAUCAAAAAGAACCAAUCCGUCCAAAUUGCUAAACAAUAA